AUGGCCACUCUACGGGAAAGCUCCCGAUUAACUCGGUUUGUCUGCAGGCAGCGCUCGCCGUGGCAAUUGACACCUCUCGUUGCCCGGCGAUGCGAAUCUACCGGUGCCGCAGAGGCUCAGUUCCCCGACCUCGAGACCUCGUCCCUGGCUGCGCCUGGCCCUGACGAUGCUGCCAUUCAAGCUUUCAACACGGCGAAGCGCUUGUCUGACAGACCGCAGCAGCUUCCCGGAAACAGACGAGGCGGCAGAUACCAGUACCAUCCCCCUAAGUACGACAGAGGUCCUCUUCACCCUAUUCAAUCACCGCCCUCCACCGAUCCUACGGCCCGCGACUUCGUUCCUGGACCCUUCAACCUCCCUCGACUGCGCCAGACGUACGAUACGACUAUCGCCGCCGAUCUCCUCACGAUGACCUACCUCCACAAGCCCCCGGGUACACCAGACCCCCCGGUACGAGAGCGUUUAAGGGCAUGGGACGACUCUUCGCCAUACAACAAGAACCGUCCCCUCCGCGGACCCAGAGGUGGUAGCAAGCUCGACCUGCUGGAGAAGAACAUCGACUGCCGGUCCGUCCCCAAAGUCUUGGCCGUAUCGCUGCACACCUUCAUCCCCUCGGCCGCCAAGCUGCCGGGACAGCUCCAGGUCGCCCGCUCGGUCAUCCAAUCCAUCAGCGGCAACGUCCCCGAGGUCACCAAGACCAAGAACAACGUUAUUCAGUGGAAGAUUCGUGAGGGCGACAAGACUGGUGUCAAGACGACCAUGCACGGUCCCCAGGCGUACGAGUUCAUUGACAAGUUGAUCAACCUCGUCCUGCCCAAGAUCAAGGACUGGCCCGGUGUCAACGCAACCACUGGUGACGGAAACGGUGGUAUUGGUAUCGGUCUGAGACCCGAUGACCUGGUCUGGUUCCCCGAGCUCCAGAUCAACUACGACAUGUACCCUGCCAAGCUCCUUCCAGGGUGCCAUAUUUUCAUCCACACGAGCGCCACUUCAAACCGCCAGGCCAGGCUUCUGAUGCAGGCUCUUGGUCUUCCUUUCUACGGAAAGUUCAAGGAUUAA
Messenger RNA from Colletotrichum phormii, 1059 nucleotides. RefSeq names its product ribosomal L5P family protein. The record is from RefSeq and is a predicted model, not a curated record. Gene Ontology annotation, molecular function: structural constituent of ribosome; RNA binding. Gene Ontology annotation, biological process: translation. NCBI's taxonomy places the organism in Eukaryota, Fungi, Ascomycota, Sordariomycetes, Glomerellales, Glomerellaceae. Gene Ontology annotation, cellular component: cytosolic large ribosomal subunit; ribosome. The transcript is spliced from 3 exons. Bases 1 to 1059 code for a protein of 352 amino acids.